Molecule: messenger RNA, 4368 nt
Organism: Microcebus murinus (gray mouse lemur)
Lineage: Eukaryota; Metazoa; Chordata; Mammalia; Primates; Cheirogaleidae
Gene: SRRM4
Product: serine/arginine repetitive matrix 4
Biological process (GO): mRNA processing; neuron maturation; regulation of RNA splicing
Cellular component (GO): nucleus
Molecular function (GO): mRNA binding
Source: RefSeq, a predicted model, not a curated record
UGCAGCUCUCGCGACCAGCCUCCUUUUCCAACGUCACAUUGUGCGAGAGACAAAACCCGGGCGCGCCGGAGCUCACACGCGCACGCACACACAGACGACCCUGUCGCCUCUUCUCUCCCGGCGCCGCCGAGAAAGCCAUUCCUCCCCUCGCUGCGUGGAGCGCGGAGGCUCGCCCAGCCCGGAGCGCAGCCCAGAGCCGACCCAGAAGGCGAAGAAAGCCGGCGCACAAGCCUUCUUUCUCCGCCCGCCUGCCCGGGCUGAGACGUCCCAUCCCCCGCCCUGAACUCCGAUCUCUCCCACCCCACCCCUCUGGGUUUCAGACGGACGGAGCCCGGAGCCGGGUGUGCCCCGGUUUGGAGUCCACGUUUCAGCACUUCGGACAGCGCCCGGGCGCCCCGGCCCCUUUGGGCUGACUAUGGCGAGCGUUCAGCAAGGCGAGAAGCAGCUUUUUGAGAAGUUCUGGCGAGGAACCUUCAAAGCGGUGGCCACCCCGCGUCCCGAGAGCAUCAUUGUCGCCAGCAUAACGGCCCGCAAGCCGCUGCCAAGGGCAGAGCCCCAGAGCAGCCCCGUGGUCUCAGCUGAGGAUGGACCCUCAGAAAAGCUGGGUCAGCGUCUGGCCACAGAGGCCUUGGGCACCAACAGCUGGGAGAGAGACAAGGCCUUUCGGGAGCUGUGUCCCACCAGAGCACACAGUGCCUCCUGUGACAAAGACUUGACCCCACCACCUUCCUCCAGGGGGAAGAAGAAAAAGAAGAAAUCCACUAGGAAGAAGAGAAGGAGGUCCCCGUCCUAUAGCCCAUCGCCUGUCAAGAAAAAGAAGAAGAAAAGUUCCAAGAAACAUAAGCGACGCAGGUCAUUCUCCAAGAAGAGAAGGCACAGCUCCUCUAGCCCAAAAAGCAAAAGAAGGGAAGAGAAGAGGCACAAAAAACAAUCUCGAAGCCGGCCCCGAAAGUCUCACCGCCAUCGCCACCACCGCUGCCCCUCCCGGUCCCAGAGCUCGGAGUCCCGCUCCUCGAGCUGUGAGAGCAGGCACCGCGGCCGGUCCCCCGAGGAAGGGCGGAAGUCCCGCCGGAGGUACUCCCGCCACUGCUCCAAGACCCUCUGCAAGGACAGCCCCGAGGCCCAGCCCAGCCACCCGCCCAGCCAGCCCCUCCAGACGCCCGGCUGCCUGUCCACCAGGGGUGUAAUCACUGGGUCGGGGUCUGCUGCUGACCUCUUUACCAAAACAGCCAGCCCGCUCACCACCUCCCGAGGACGCUCCCAGGAGUACGACUCAGGCAAUGACACAUCCUCGCCACCCUCCAUGCAAACCAGCUCAGCCAGGUCUCGGGGCCAGGAGAAGGGGAGCCCCAGUGGAGGCCUAAGCAAGAGCCAGGAGCUCAACAGUGGCAACACCUCCGAUUCAGGGAACUCCUUCACCACUUCCUCCCCCCAGACCAAGGGGGCCAUUUUGGAGAAUCUCUCCCCCACCAGCAGGGGCAGAGAGUCAAGAGGAUUCCAGUCACCAUGUCUGGAAUGUGCUGAAGUGAAGAAGUCCAGUUUGGUCCCACCCACAGCCAGGAGCUCCCCCAUGAGAGAGUGCUCCCGUAGCUCCUCCUAUGCCAGCACCCGAUCCUCCAGUCACUCCUCCCGAUCUCCAAACCCCAGGACCUCUCCCAGGUACACCCGGAGCCGAUCCACCUCCUCUGAAAAAAGGUCCUACUCCCGCUCUCCCAGCUACUCCUCCAAGUCUGGCAAGAGGAGCCCCCCCAGCAGGAGCUCUCCGUCGCGCCGCAGCCCCAGCUACUCCCGCUACAGCCCCAGCAGGGAGCGGGACCCCAAGUACACCGAGAAGGACUCGCAGCAGCGGGAGCGCGAGCGCGCCCGUCGGAGACGUAGGUCCUACUCGCCCAUGAGGAAGCGCCGGAGAGACUCCCCGAGCCACCUGGAGGCGCGGAGGAUAACCAGUGCCCGGAAACGCCCCAUCCCCUACUACCGGCCCAGCCCCUCUUCGUCUGACAGCCUCAGCAGCGCCUCCUCGUGGUACAGCAGCAGCAGCAGCCGCUCGGCCAGCCGCAGCUACUCUCGCAGCCGGAGCCAGAGCCACGGCCGGAGCCGGAGCAGGAGCAGGAGCAGGACCCGCACUAGCAGCAGCUCUAGCUCCCGCAGCCCCAGCCUGGGCUCCCGGAGUCGGAGCCGGAGCCGGAGCCGGAGCCAGAGCCGGAGCCGGAGCCGGAGCUACAGCUCGGCAGAUAGCUACUCCAGCACGAGGCGCUAAGCAAGGGCCUUCCCUUGAGCCAGCUGCCCGCGGGGGUCCCUCUCGCUCUGCCAGCCUCCCCCACCACCUGCCCUCCCUGCCUUCUCCUUAGUGACAGAUAUUGAGGGCUCCUGGACCCUGUCCUUCCUGCCUUCCUGGGGAGGAGGAAAAGAGGGUGCCAGGAGCUUCACCACCUUUGUCAAGCUGCUAGGAGCCUCUGUACCAGCACCAUUCUGGGGCUCAACUCAGGACUGGGUGUGCGGGGAGAACCAUCCUCUUGGUGGCACAGGAAAAAAAACCCUCAAGGUUUUGUAAGAAGCAAUGGGUCCAUGACUGAAAAGUUGGGGCCUGGCCAGGAAAAUGGAGAGACAGCUCUCACCUGCUGCUUGCAGGGUGCACACAUCACAGGAGGCCAGUGGUAACCCCCUCACCUGCCCUCCUCCUCCCCUCGUCCAAUCUCAUGGCUGCACGUGGAUGGACCCCCAUCAGGGGAGACCAAGGGCAGUUCUGGUCCAGGAUAAGGGGUCAGCCCUUUAACAUCCUCAAACAGGCGGGAACAACAGCUAAAAGACUUUUGGGUCCCAGAAGAAGGGACACACCUGAGUAGGGGACAUGGACAUUUGAGUUGGUGGUGGGUGUCAGGAGAUAGGACAUGGGUUCUCAGCUAAUGAGUAUAGGAGCAGAAAGGAAAGGCCAGUCUGCUGCUCCCAGUAGCUCUGCAAGGUCAGGGAGAGGAGCCCAGCAGGUCCCAAUUAGGGAGAGGCCACUACAUGGCUCACACAAAAUGCCUUUUGGCUGUUCACAGGUGCCCUGCAACCCCACGAGAAGGGAGACAGUGGACCAGUCAGGACAGCUUGGUUUAGAGCCCCCACUUCCCAAAUUUGCCUCGGCCCCACUUGCUGGCACCAACUUCAUUCCAUGGGACCAUCUGCUGCACAUUCCCCAGUGCCAUGGCCAGUUGCCAGGUGCCAGCGCCAGCCAGUCUGGCCUUACCCUCUGUUUGGCGCCUGCCGGCCCCCUCCCCACUGCCCAGACUGCCACGCCCUGGAUCCUACCCAGGCAGCCUGGCACCUACCCACCCACCCUGCAGCCUAAACUACUCCCCUUGCCUCUCAGGAAUUUUGCCAGGAUGGGGCACAGCAGCUCAGGUUUGGGGGGAAAGACCCAAAUCCAGCGCCCAGGGGAGAGGGGCUUGGAUGCCCCAUGUCUCGAGCUCCUGCUGGCUCCUGAAGUUGGGAAAGACCCACCUUCAUUUCCGCCCUCGCCCCACCUUCCCCCUGCCCAGGGCUGGGCAGAAAGGGUAAGUUGAUCUCUGAGAUACACAAAUACCACCAGCUGCUUCAUCCACAGAAGGCGCUGAGAACAGGGAGGUGAGGAAUAGGAUCCUUAAAAUAAACUCCCGGGCAUCCCCCUCACCAGCUGACUGGCUUUCCGGAGCCCUGUGGGUGAGUUUCGAGUUUGUGGUGGCAACAGCAGCAGGACAGGACGUGGAGGGAGAGAAGGAGAGAGGACAGUUCCCAGAUAACUAUGGAUUAUGGGGAAGCAGGACCAAACAUUCUGUAUCCCUCCCACCCCAGGGAAAACAUUUGGAAAAAAUACUCGUUGUUGGAAGCGGUGACCUCUACCCCACCCAGUCUUUCCCAUCCUACCGGCGCGUGGGGCCAGAGACUGCCAUGCAGCCCUCCAGAAAGCCCUUUCUCCCUCAGGAGAGAGGAGCAAGGUGGCCCGGGCAGCAGUGGACGACCUGGCCUCCCCACAGGCCCCUCUGGCCCCAACCUAAGCCCCGCCCACCAAGACUCAUGGAUGCCAAUGCUGUCACCGCAGAAGGCCAGAUGGCAGGUGCCUGGGACAGGGGCCAGUGCCCCGAGAGGGCAUGUACCACAACUGUAAAUAACCCUCUUCCCCGCCCAGGAACCCAGACUGGACUCCAGUCUCCCUUCCUGGAGACAGAGGCUUCUGGAGCCACCAGACCUCCUCAACAGGACAGCUGUGAGAGGCGUUCGAGCCUCCUGUUCGAGACUGCCUUCAUUCAGACAGCUCUAGGGGACCACGUCACCUGGGGCUCCUAGCAAGUCUUUUAUUUAUUUUAUUUAUUGAUCUGUUUAUUUAUUUAUUUAUGUGAUGACUUUCUC